AUCACGGUCGCCUUCAUUAUGGAUCAAGAUGAUUCUUUGGUCAGGCGUAGGCCUCGACGCAGCACAGCGGGCAACCGGAUGGAGGCGGCCUUGGCUGAGCUUGCUCUAGAAGAUGCAAAUCAAGAGGCAGAAGAGGACAAUGACUUUGUGAUCGAGAAGGAUGAGGAGGAUGUAUUUGGAUCCGACUUCGAAAGCACGGACGACGAAGCAAUCCAGGCUCUUGAUGGCGGAGAAUAUGCUGUUCAAUACGACGAACAGAAAGAGAGGAGGGUCGCCCGUUCACGAUUAGAAAGAGUGACCGCAGCUGCUCAUGCUCGUCAAAAGGUCACCUUCAACCCCAUGGCUUACGAGGAGACUCCAGCAACCGAAAAACUUUCUGCGCUAGAGAAACGAAAGCGUCGGGUCUCAUUAGGCGUAGCCGUUGAUGCAGAGACAGGAAAGGUUAUCAGGAACUCAAAGAGGCAAAGCCAACGAACGCAUACCGUGGCAAACACAUCUGCCACGUUCAACAGAAUGAUGGAUGCAGAAGAGAAAAAAUCCACCACUCCGAAGAAGGCCAAGGCUAAACUUCGCGCCUUAAACCAAGAGGAACUGAUAGCCCGUGCGCUUGACAUGGAGGAAGGUAACAUGAUCGAUCACAGGGAUUACCUUCGAAACGAGGAGGAGAAACGAAAACGUGCCCACGUUACCCGGACGGUCAUCGAGGGCCCUCUAUUGAGGUGGAUCAGCAAACGCGAAGAACUCGCUGUUAUUGUGGAUCCGCCGGCUGUAUCCAGUGACCCCGGCCAUCAUGCUAGCCAAGGGCAAACACUUGGCGACUCGUUGGAUUCCACGUUAAUUACUAACACGUCCCAUGCACCGUAUAGCUCUACAGGCCCAUCACAAUCUUCUGCAUCUCCCUUUCAACCGUCCAUAUCUCACGCAACCGCCCGUCCUGUAUCCCCUCUAGCCAGCUCAUCAUCUCACAGUAACCUUUCAAAGGUUGAGACGAAAGAAACAGUCGCAAAAAACUAUGUUAUACAUGAAAUACCGCGAUCUAAGGAUGGAUCGAAACCGUCGUGGAGGGAGACCAUGGCAGCAAUGUUUGGCGACACAGUCAAAUGGGAUGAAUUAAAAGUCUACACCAACAAAGGCCGACCUCUAUGCCGGCCCGUACAAAAUUGUCUUAUCACCGGCCUUCCAGCAAAGUAUCUCGACCCGCGAACCAAUGUACCUUAUGCAACUGUCGACGCAUAUAUCAUCCUCACGAAGAUUCUAAAUCAUGAGUUUGUAUGGAGCAGAACUCUUGGAUGUUAUGUGUCCAACGAGUUCACAAACCUCCAAGAUACUCGGCGGGAGAAGCGAAGACGUAUUGACUCGACCGAGAGUGCCAUGGACGUAGACGUUCAUUGAUAUCUCGUAUGCGUGUAGGGAAGCGCGUGUAUCAACGGAUACCUGUGUUCUAGUAUGCACUGUCGAGCUUGUAUCUGCGCAUUCAAAUUCAUUCAUUGGUGAGGUUUGCUUUAAUUGA
Messenger RNA from Heterobasidion irregulare TC 32-1, 1510 nucleotides. RefSeq lists its product as uncharacterized. Gene Ontology annotation, biological process: regulation of DNA-templated transcription; chromatin remodeling. The transcript has 7 exons. The record is from RefSeq and is a predicted model, not a curated record. Lineage: Eukaryota; Fungi; Basidiomycota; Agaricomycetes; Russulales; Bondarzewiaceae. Gene Ontology annotation, cellular component: nucleus. Gene Ontology annotation, molecular function: ATP-dependent H2AZ histone chaperone activity. The coding region runs from base 19 to 1392 and encodes 457 amino acids.